Messenger RNA from Brenthis ino (lesser marbled fritillary), 384 nucleotides. The record is from the annotation of a GenBank genome assembly. NCBI's taxonomy places the organism in Eukaryota, Metazoa, Arthropoda, Insecta, Lepidoptera, Nymphalidae.
AUGCUAAGUGGCUAUCCUGGCUCUGAGUGGUACUUCGAUCUACUAAUUAAAGCUAAAUUAGGUUAUGGACUUUUUGUGAACGGCGAACUAGUAGCAUGGGUUUUUAUAAAAGAAAUCGGAGCACUGGGCCAUCUGUACACUUUAGAAGACCAUAGAAGAAAAGGUUACGGCGAAUUAGUUCUGAAACUUAUAUCAAAUUGGUUAUUAGAGAAAAAUAAGUAUGUAUUUGCUUUUUGUGUGGACGGUAAUAAAGUUGAACUAAACUUAAACUGCCUCGGUGGUGUAGUGGCUAGCAUGUACGGCUGCACACCCGGAGGUCCUGGGUUCGAGUCCCGGGUCGGGCCAAGUUUAGUUAUUGAGUCUUUCUGUAUAAGUAAGCCUCAG